This is a messenger RNA of Condylura cristata (star-nosed mole), 2013 nucleotides long. RefSeq names its product ATP-binding cassette, sub-family G (WHITE), member 8 (gene ABCG8). Gene Ontology annotation, cellular component: plasma membrane. The record is from RefSeq and is a predicted model, not a curated record. Gene Ontology annotation, biological process: cholesterol homeostasis. The transcript has 13 exons. Lineage: Eukaryota; Metazoa; Chordata; Mammalia; Eulipotyphla; Talpidae. The coding region runs from base 1 to 2013 and encodes 670 amino acids. Gene Ontology annotation, molecular function: ATP hydrolysis activity; ABC-type transporter activity; ATP binding.
AUGGCUGAGAAGGCCUCAGAGGACACAGGGCAGUGGACUGAGGCUGCUCCCCAGAAUGCCUUGGGCUUCCAGGACAGCUUGUUCUCCUCUGAAAGUGACAACAGUCUCUACUUCACCUACAGUGGCCGUUCCAAUACCUUGGAGGUCCGAGACCUCAACUACCAGGUGGACCUGGCCUCCCAGGUGCCUUGGUUUGAGCACCUGGCUCAGUUCAAGAUGCCUUGGACAUCCCACAAGAACUCUCCUGAGCUGGGGAUCCAGAAUCUGAGCUUCAAAGUGAGGAGUGGCCAGAUGCUGGCCAUCAUAGGGAGCACAGACUGUGGGAGAGCAUCUUUGCUGGAUGUGAUCACUGGACGAGGCCCAGGGGGCAAGAAUAAAUCCGGGCAAAUCUGGAUCAACGGGCAGCCCAGCACGCCUCAGCUGGUGAGGAAGUGCGUGGCCCACGUGCGCCAGCACGACCAGCUGCUCCCCAACCUGACUGUCCGCGAGACCCUCGCGUUUGUUGCUCAGUUGCGUCUGCCCAGAACCUUCUCCCAGGCCCAGCGUGACAAAAGGGUGGACGACGUGAUCGCGGAACUGCGGCUGCGGCAAUGCGCCAACACGCGCGUGGGCAACACGUACGUGCGCGGGGUGUCCGGGGGUGAGCGGCGAAGAGUCAGCAUUGGGGUGCAGCUUCUGUGGAAUCCAGGGAUCCUCAUUCUGGAUGAACCUACUUCUGGGCUCGACAGCUUCACAGCUCACAAUCUGGUGAAGACCCUGUCCAGGCUGGCCAAAGGGAACAGGUUGGUGCUCAUCUCCCUCCAUCAGCCACGGUCGGACAUCUUCAGGCUCUUUGACCUGGUCCUCCUGAUGACAUCGGGCACUACCAUCUACCUGGGAGCGGCCCAGCACAUGGUCCAGUAUUUUACAGCCAUCGGCCACCCCUGCCCUCGCUACAGCAACCCUGCGGACUUCUAUGUGGACUUGACCAGCAUCGAUAGGCGAAGUAAAGAGCGGGAAGCAGCUACCAGGGAGAAGGCUCAGACACUUGCUGCCUUGUUUCGAGAGAAAGUACGUGACUUUGAUGACUACCUGUGGAGAGCAGAGGUGACAGAAAGCACAGACCCCUGUGCAGGGAGCCCGGGCCUCCCGAGAGACAGCAAUCCGCUCCCGCCUCCUGCCAAGCUGCCUGGGCCUGCGCAUCAGUUUACCACCCUGAUACGUCGUCAGAUUUCCAACGACUUCCGAGACCUGCCCACUCUCCUGGUCCACGGGGUAGAGGCCUGCCUGAUGUCACUCAUCAUCGGCUUCCUCUACUACAAUCAUGGGGCCAUCAAGCUCCCCUUGAUGGACACGAUGGCCCUCCUAUUCAUGAUCGGGGCUCUCAUCCCUUUCAACGUGAUCCUGGAUGUCAUUGCCAAGUGUCAUUCAGAGAGGGCGAUGCUUUACUAUGAGCUGGAAGACGGGCUGUACACCGCGGGGCCAUAUUUCUUUGCGAAGAUCCUAGGGGAGCUUCCAGAACACUGCGCCUACAUCAUCAUCUAUGGGAUGCCCACCUACUGGCUGACCAACCUGCGCCCGGGGCCGGAGCCCUUCCUGCUACACUUCCUGCUGGUGUGGCUGGUGGUCUUCUGCUGCAGGACCAUGGCCUUGACCACCGCAGCCCUGUUCCCCACCUUCCACAUGUCCUCCUUUUGUGGCAACGCUCUCUACAACUCCUUCUACCUCACCGGGGGCUUCAUUAUAAGGCUAGACAACCUGUGGACAGUGCCUGCCUGGAUUUCCAAAUUGUCCUUCCUCCGGUGGUGUUUCGAAGGGCUGAUGCAGAUCCACUUUAAAGAGCAAACAUAUCCCUUGACAGUUGGCAACCUCACCAUCCCUAUCCGGGGAGAUGAUAUCCUCAGCUACAUGGGCCUGGACUCCUACCCGCUCUACACUAUCUACCUCAUCCUCAUUGGCAUCAGCAGUGGCUUCGUGGUUCUGUACUAUUUGUCACUAAGGUUCAUCAAACAGAAAUCAAGUCAGGACUGGUGA